AUGAAACGAUUUAUUAAAGAGAAUACCACAAAAGAAUAUGAACGGAAUUUUUCGUUGGACGACGAUGAUGGUAAUAAUGACCAACAAGAAACUCCGGAACCAAAAUUAUUCAACCUCUCGGAUCAAGAAAUUGUUAUUAUGAAUGAGAGAUUGAAGGAUUUGAAUUUAUCAUUCCAAAAAGCAUUGAGUAAAUGCUUCUCAUUAGAUUUACCCUAUUCCAUCACGAGUGAUGACUCCCAAAGUUUAUUUCAGAACACGCGUUUGAAGACUUUAUUACCCUCGGAAGAAGAAGCCAAAUCCAUUUCGUGUUCAAUAUUCACCAGAGGAUUUUUCAAACUUGAUGAGGAUUCUGGAGCUUUUGUCUUGGACAAGUCUCUGAUAGGAGAGAAAACUUUGGAAGAUUACAAAUCAACCCCGUAUGGAUUUAUUUCGAGAGCUGAAUCCUCUGCCUCAACACACUAUAAAGGAAAGAACCAAAUGACAAAUCGAAAGCAACUUCUCCAUAAAGAUGUGGAUGCUUAUUUGGAACAGGAAUCAGUAAUGACAGGCGUCGAAGAUAAAUUAAUGGCUCCAGUGUUGAGGAGUUCUUCAUUUUCAAAGACUGAAAAGAAGGAGCAUGAAAAGUUAUCGUCACUGCUGGAUCCCAAUUAUAAAUCAUCGGCAGUUGUAGAUACUAAGGAUACUGCAGGUGCAGGAUGGGCACAUAUGGCUGCUCCAAGAAUGACACCAGAAUUAAAACAAGAAUUACUUGCAAUGAAAUUGAAGAGAGCUUCUGAAGGAGAAGGAAAACGAUUGAAAAAGGAGGCUGUAGCUGAAGAUUUCGAUGAGGACAAUCUACCCAAGUACUUCCAAAUUGGUACCAUUGUUGACAACGCCAAAGAAUUCUAUAGUGACCGUGUCGUGAAAAAGAAGAGACAACAAAGCUUUUUAGAUGAGCUUAUUCAAGAAGACAAGGAGACAGGUUACGUUUCUCAAAGAUAUUCCCAAAUUCAAGACAAGCUUGACCAAGUUCAAAAACGAAAGAAACGAAAACUCAUGAAAAAGAUUGCAAAAAUGAAUAAGGAAAAGUCAACGAAAUAG
Molecule: messenger RNA, 1080 nt
Organism: Naegleria fowleri
Lineage: Eukaryota; Heterolobosea; Eutetramitea; Acrasida; Naegleriidae
Exons: 1
Coding region: 1-1080 (359 amino acids)
Biological process (GO): RNA processing
Cellular component (GO): nucleolus
Molecular function (GO): RNA binding
Source: RefSeq, a predicted model, not a curated record